AAUGCAGUCCUCACAUGGCAUGUCCCGACCUCAAACUCCUUCUAAGAAGAGCUGAACGCCAGCUUUGGAGUUUAUUUAGAGUGUACUAGUGGCAGGCUUCCUUUCUCACCCCUUCAAGUGCGUGGACCCUGGCCACAAAGACAACCCCAGGACCGGCUCACGCAGGGUUAGAAAAGCAAGUCUGAGGAGGUUGAGACUUCUGGAAGGGAGCAGCACUUCCAAAACCUUGUCGGCAUGGGAGCAGGAGCUAGCGCAGAAGAGAAACACUCCAGAGAGCUGGAAAAGAAGCUGAAAGAAGAUGCCGAGAAAGAUGCAAGAACAGUGAAACUCCUACUGCUGGGUGCUGGCGAAUCUGGCAAGAGCACCAUUGUCAAGCAGAUGAAAAUUAUUCACCAGGAUGGCUACUCCCGGGAGGAGUGUCUGGAGUUCAUCACCAUCAUCUACAGCAACACUCUACAGUCUAUGAUGGCCAUUGUGAAGGCAAUGAACACACUGAACAUCGGCUACGGAGACAGUGGCAGGCAGGACGACUCACGCAAACUGAUGCACCUGGCCGACACGAUCGAGGAGGGGACUAUGCCAAAGGAGCUGUAUGAGAUUAUCAGCCGCCUCUGGAAGGACUCUGGAAUCCAGGCCUGCUUUGAACGAGCCUCAGAAUACCAGCUUAAUGACUCUGCUGGCUAUUAUCUCAAUGACUUGGAUCGAAUCGUACAGCCAGGCUAUCUCCCCACUGAGCAAGACGUGCUGCGUUCACGAGUGAAAACCACUGGCAUCAUUGAGACCCAGUUCGGAUUCAAGGAUCUCAACUUCAGGAUGUUUGACGUGGGGGGCCAACGCUCUGAGCGCAAGAAAUGGAUCCACUGCUUUGAAGGGGUCACAUGCAUCAUCUUCAUUGCCGCUCUCAGUGCCUACGACAUGGUCUUGGUCGAGGACGAUGAAGUGAACCGCAUGCACGAGAGUCUGCAUCUCUUCAACAGCAUCUGUAAUCAUCGCUACUUCAUCGCCACCUCCAUUGUCCUCUUCCUCAACAAGAAGGACGUGUUUCAGGAAAAGAUCAAGAAGACCCACCUGAGCAUCUGUUUCCCGGAUUAUGACGGCAACAACUCAAUGGAAGAUGCCGGAAACUACAUUAAAGCCCAGUUCCUGGAAUUAAACAUGAGGAGGGAUGUGAAGGAGAUCUAUUCCCAUAUGACCUGCGCCACAGACACAGAGAAUGUCAAGUUUGUGUUUGAUGCAGUGACAGACAUCAUCAUCAAGGAGAAUUUGAAAGAUUGUGGUCUGUUCUAAACCCAUUCAAAUACUCCAAGGAAUUCUAUGCUACUGCAAGAAAACGGCUCAUCGAUGUCACAGCAAGUGAAUCCAGGGGUUUGGCAACUUCAUUUACAAAAAACAUACCAGUCAAUAAAAUAUCAUCGGCACCAAUUACUGAGUGGACAUAAGCAGCAAAUGUCUAUCCAAAGGACAAUUUAACAUUAACACCACAAUAAUACCACCCACCCAGCUAGUUAUCAUCCUACAACAAAACAGAACUAUCAAUCAAUAUUCAAUUCCUGAAAUACCAGAGGAGAAAAUGCCUACCAAAGAUUUGGACUGAUUUUUUCUCUUGAUCUUCCAAUUGUUUGAAUUGGCUAUAAAAUGUAGCAAUUUUCCCAUUAAUAAAUACUGACAAAGUCGGUAAGUAAUGAAAUACACAGAUUAGUUCAUGUUUAAUCCCAUCACUGCAAUACAAUGGGCAUGAUGCAAUGCAUACUAUGAGACCCAUGGAGAACAGAUCUAGAGAAGACUGUUCAUUCAGUAUUGGAAUAAAGUGUGACAACUAUAGAGGUUGUACUUGCAAGAAAUCUGGCUUAAUCAAUAUUGCAAUGCAUCAAAACACCUUUAGAGGGAGUUCUCACUAGAAGGGUUCAGUUAUUGUAGUGAAUCUGAAUGAUCUGCAGAGGACGACCAAGAGCACAUGAGCAUCUUCAUACCUUGGAAAACAAGAAGAACCUCUCACAAGAUACAAUAUA
This is a messenger RNA of Hypanus sabinus (Atlantic stingray), 2009 nucleotides long. RefSeq names its product guanine nucleotide-binding protein G(t) subunit alpha-1. The transcript has 9 exons. NCBI's taxonomy places the organism in Eukaryota, Metazoa, Chordata, Chondrichthyes, Myliobatiformes, Dasyatidae. Gene Ontology annotation, cellular component: heterotrimeric G-protein complex. Gene Ontology annotation, molecular function: G protein-coupled receptor binding; GTPase activity; GTP binding. Gene Ontology annotation, biological process: adenylate cyclase-modulating G protein-coupled receptor signaling pathway. The record is from RefSeq and is a predicted model, not a curated record. The coding region runs from base 235 to 1287 and encodes 350 amino acids.